Molecule: messenger RNA, 1451 nt
Organism: Chara braunii
Lineage: Eukaryota; Viridiplantae; Streptophyta; Charophyceae; Charales; Characeae
Source: the annotation of a GenBank genome assembly
CUCUAAAUGCGUGCGCGCACCUGCCAAUGUCACAGGGGGCAAUGUCACAGGGGGUCGUGCUCCACUUGGGGAGACGCUUGCCCCCAUCCUUGUCUGAUGCCCUUCCACCGAAUCGGCGUUACAGUGCAUCUCCAUCAACGUUGCUUGUAGCUUUUGUGUUCGUUGUUGUCGGUGUGUUCGUCGCCAUCUUCCUGACGUUCGUGGUUGUUGUUGUGCUCAUACUGGCUGCCCUGUGUGUCCUUCUGCGUCGUAAGCGGAGGUGAAGCCCGUGGUGGUAGCCUUGUCCGAAGUGACAACAUCAUGGAUGGCCACGGAUGGGCGUCGGACACGCCCGUGUCGGGAGGGCAAGAUAGCCGGUUUCCGAGGUACAUGGGGAACGAGAACCUCGGUUUCGAAGCCGAGCUCUCCCCGGGACUGUCUUCUAUGACAUCGGACCCCGAGAACUGGAUUAGUCCUGGCCCGCAGACAUCCAUGCACAGUCGCUUCCCGGGCACGUACACAUCCGGCAUGGACGGCUCGAGGAGACUUGUCACGGACCCUGCUCCACGUGCUCAUCCUUUAGCUUCGCCAGCGGUGGGUGGAGCUGCAUGUGGUUUCGUUCACACAAUGUGUAUCCAGGGCGGUCCUCGUCCUCAAGCCUUCCAAGGCGCCUACUUUAUGCCUCCCCCGGCUCCCGCGUGUAUGCUGCCGCCUUCGGUCGACCGCUUACAGACCGCCGCUGUGGAGAGGGCGUGGUCGAACGUCCGCAAGGUUGGGGGUGGUGUCGUCGAAAAUGUGGGAGGGGUGUGGCAGGUCGUCGAUGCGCCCCCUUCACCUAUGGAUCAAGGUGAAAGGGAUGACCGACGCGGGGGUGAGGACGCACGUCCGACGGUAGCGGAUGCUCAUGUAGGACAACAAGGCUCGUCAAGCAGGAAUGGCAAUCGCGGUGGACGUGUGGCGGAGAGUGCCAGUGACGUGGACACAGGUGACGACACUGCACGGGCGGAUGGAGGCGGUGCACCUGCGAAGAGGCGAACCAGGCCAUGGCCGCUCGAGGAACGCCUCAAUCUAGCGAGGUUCAUGAAGGAAGAUAAUGCAAUGAUGACAAUGGCGUUUGGUCGACUGAAGCACGCCAGACGGUCGGUGAGGAAUGAGUGGGUGUCAAGGAAGAUGAGGGAGGCUGGGUGGAUAAGGUCCGCGGAGGACUGCAGGAAGAAGUGGUCUGACCUCAUGGGCAAGAUGAAGGACAUCCUGCACAAGUGCAAUGCAUCAGGGAAGCCGUCGUAUUGGGACAUGAGCAUUGAAGACAGGAAGAAGGAGGGAAUCCCGACGACGUUUGAGCAGCCGCUGUGGGAGGAGAUGGAGUGGGUGCACAGAAAGCCAUUUGUCACCUGUGACAACACCAUGGCAUCAUAGAACUGCCAGGGUGCUGAAAGCGGAAAGGCAAUGGCUCUUCAUAAGGCCGGGGCCGG